Sphenostylis stenocarpa is the source of this 1179-nucleotide messenger RNA. NCBI's taxonomy places the organism in Eukaryota, Viridiplantae, Streptophyta, Magnoliopsida, Fabales, Fabaceae. The record is from the annotation of a GenBank genome assembly.
AUGGGCGUAGAGUGGUUGUUGGUGUGCCAUGGUUUGGUCACUGCGGUGGUCGUUGUGUCUUUCCUCUGCGGUCGGUGGCCAAUCUUCGAAGGCACUUUCAUCCAACGCAUUCACUACUUUCUCACUUACGGCGCUUACGAUUACUUCCUGCGUUUCGUUGGCGCAGUUUUCGGCCAUAAGUGUACGGAUGCGAUUCUUUCGGUGGAAUAUUAUUGCUGCGAUCGUCCAAAUCCUCUUCUACAGAUCAUAUACAUUGUGAUAAUUGGCGUUACGUAUUAUUUCAUUGCCAAGUCUUGCUUUGCUUAUAUCCCUGGAUACUAUUUAAGUGGAAUUCACAGGUAUACAAGUUUCUUGGCAGUUGGUGUUGGAAUUCUGCUCUUUCUUUUGACCAGCUUUUCUGAUCCGGGGACGGUAAACACUGAGAAUGUUUCUCAGUAUAUUUCUGCUUAUCCCUAUGAUAAUAUUAUUUAUUCAGAGAAAGAAUGUUCCACUUGCAAAAUUCCAAAACCUGCUAGGUCUAAACACUGCAGCAUUUGUGCUCGCUGUGUUGCUCGAUUUGAUCAUCACUGUGGAUGGAUGAACAAUUGCAUAGGAGAGAAAAACACUCGGUAUUUCAUGGCUUUUCUAUUAUGGCAUUUCCUUAUAUGCUUGUAUGGAACAGUUGCCAUUGGCUUGGUUCUUGCUGGAAGACUAAGAGAAUUAAGAGUUGUUGAUAUUCUAACUGUUUAUUAUGGAUUAGAAAAUUCUUUUCUGGAUUUAGCUCCUAAUGUUGUGCAGUGGUUGUUGGGAUCUUACAACACUCAGAUACUUCUGAUGGUGUUCCUUGCAAUCAUUGGGAUGCUGUUAGCUGGUUUCUUUGGUUACCAUGCAAAGCUUUGCCUUACCAACACUACCACUAAUGAGACUUUUAAGUGGCAAGACUACCUGGAGUGGCAAAAGAAGUUAAAAGAAGCGAAGGUGAGUGCUGAAGCCCUAAAACAAAGUAUCGAUGGAAUUAGCAGUGAAAAGCAGCCCUUGUUGAGCAAAUGGAGAGCCUUCGUUCGAAAAUCGCCUCUCGAGGAUGUGGUAGUUGUUAAGAAUAAUGUUUACGAUAAAGGUUUCUUCCACAAUAUUCAGGAGGUUAUUUCUCCUUUCUCUUCAAGGCGGUCCUUCACACAAAACAAAUUGAAGUCCAGAUGA